UAGAAGCCAGUCGCUGCGAAUAUUCUCUGACGAUUAGCUGACAGAAUCUUUUUGGUGCUCAACCCUGCGUAUCCAGAGUCACAGAGGGGCAUCCGCCGUAAUUUUAACUAAGAUCCUUACCUCUUUCAGUAAUUUCGCAUCAAGAAAGUUUUCCAUCCUCGGGCCGCCACCGAAAAAACCCACAAAUGGCUAUAAAACCCGCCAGCGCCAAAAUUUCAUCCGAUCCCCAACCUCUUUCAUUCCGAUUCGAUCAAAUUUCUAUCUCCGAUCUUCAAUUCGAGAUUCCAAUCGUUCGAUUCGAUCUUUUUCCUACCUGUUGAUCCCAAUUUCAUUCCUCGCCGUGCCUCCAAUCCGAUUCUAGGGUUAGGGUUUUGAAUUUUCCAGAAAAGUUUUCGAUCCGAGAAAGGGUUUUUUCCUGAUCUGUGAAAAAAUUGUUCGCUGAUAGUUUUUCGCUGUCCCAGUUGUUAUGGGUGGUUCAAAAGUUUCCAGAUUUAUCUGAAAAUUUGGGAAAGUUUUAGGUUUUUUGGAAGUUUCCAAUUUUAUAUUGUUUUUGUCUGUAAUUGCUCGUAAGUUAGUAUUUAAAAUUAAAAUUGUAGUAAUUUUUGGGUUUUGACGUUUGAGAGGCUGAUUAUUUGGUGCUUUUGUCAGUUGCUGGAACUCCAUAUUUUCAGGAGAAAAUGACAAACAAACGGCCUUUCCAUGGUGACGAUUCUUAUGAGGUUGCUUGGAAGCACCCAAGACAAUUGGAAUACGCAAAUGAGCCUGCUCCAAUUGUGGAUACUUUUCCUUUUAGUAGCGCCCCCCAGAAAUUUCAAAUUUCAGAUGGUGAAGGUGAUGGGAGUUUUAGUACAUGUCCAGAUGAAGGAGGGUUUGCAAGUGACUUGGGAACUGAAAUCUCAAAUGAGACCUAUAGAGAACUUGAAAAUGGUGCUUCUGGAAGCUUCUCUCGAUUUUGGUUGGCCAACAACAGUUUGUUUGAAGCUCAUGUAAGACCUGAGGCAGCAGGGCAUCUGUCAUUAUUCCCAGAAUUUUUUGCACCUGCAAACCAUCGGAGGGCUUUACUUCAUUCUAAUGAUAUCUGCUUAUCUCCUGUUGAUUAUCCUCCUCAAAAGCUAGUUUCUAUCGGACCUCAGCAUCAAGCUCAUGUUCCAGAAUGGGGCCAUGAGGGUUCACACACUUCAGAUCAUCUGGAGAAAUUGGAUCCUCAGCAUAAACUUUCAUAUGCUUCCGGCCAGGGCCUUGGUGUCGAUGAGGUGAAGCUGAUGGGUACCUGUAUCAUUUCUAUGCCUGAUCUUGAAGCAUCUGAAAACUAUUUAUGUGAAGAUACGGCAGCUAGAAACCACUGUAUGUGUGCUGAUGCAGGUUCUGUUAGAUGUGUGAGACAGCAUGUCCUGGAAGCAAGAGAGAAAUUAAGGAAAGACCUUGGAGAGUGCCUAUUUGAAGAGUUGGGAUUUUAUGAAAUGGGAGACGAGGUUGCAGAUAAAUGGACUAAAGAUGAAGAACAUGCCUUCCAUGAUGCCAUCCGUUCUAACCCUGCAUCACUGGGUAAGAACUUCUGGCACCAUCUUUCAGUGGCUUUUCCUUUGCGACCGCAUAAAGACCUUGUCAGCUAUUAUUUCAAUGUUUUCAUGCUCCGUCAACGUGCUGAGCAGAAUAGGUUUGACCCUCUAAACAUUGAUAGCGAUGAUGAUGAGUGGCAAAAAUGUGAACUUGGAGUGGUCGAUGAUGACGAGGACGCAUUGGUGGAAUCUCCUGUAAAUCUAGAUGCUCCUGCCUAUAAUCAGAUAGAACAUUUUGACAGUUUCAAUGAACAAAUUGAGGAUGCUGAUGACGUAGAUGGUUGUAAUGAUAAUGCCGAUGUCGUUGGUUGUGCUGGAAUUACGGACGAGGAUGCAGGCGAUAUAGAUGAUGGCCCAGAAUCUCAUGCUGAGAAUCCCCUUGGUGAUUGUGGUGCUGCUGAAACUUGCGUUCUGGAUAAAACUCCUAGCAGUAACAGAGAGGAUUAUGAUAUUGAAGAUGAUUCUUGCACAUCAUAUGAGCAUCAGCAAGGAAGUUGAAUUAUGUUGUCAACUUACUGGGGAGAAUGAUGCAAGAGACUGCAGCGUAGAACAACUCCUUGCCUAUUUAAUUACACGAAGUAUCUUGAUUGACCUGCAUCAACACAGUUAGAUAAUAAGAUGGCAAAGGUCGGCGAUGAACUACAGUACGGUUACUAACUCCUUGUACUGUUGCUUCAUUCAAGCCAGCUUUGGGCUGUAUGAACUCCUUGGAGCCUUUUGUUCAUGAUUUCGAGAACCCUGAAGAAGGAUUUUUGAGUUGGCGAUAAAUGGUUAGCCCUUCAAAAGUGAAAGUAGUAUUCUUUUCACUUCUUGGAAGAAGGCAGCUACAGAUGUAGGCUUCUAGUACAUGAUGGAUGUCCUCCGCGAGCCAGUCAAAGGGAUAACCGUGGCCGGGAAACUCCUUCCUUCAGUGAACAGGGUAGAAUUUCGUUACCUGUGUUCUUCCGUGAGACGAAAAUCCUGCUUUCCCUUGUCAGGAUGAGUCCCGUGAGAACGGUAACAUAAAAGAAACGGUUUUCAGUCGAAGCAAUCGAAUCAAAAGUUCGUUACGAAGAAUUCUACUCUGUUAUCAUUUUGGAAGUGUUGUAUUCAUCUGUGAUGAGGUUAAUUCGCUUUAUGUUUUGUGUUCGUUUUCCCAGUGUUCUCUCUUAUUUGAUACUACCAUCUCUCUCAAUCCUUUUAAAUAUUAUUAUUAUUUUUUAAAUAUUUUUUUGGAUCAAUUAUUUGUAUUUAAUAUACUUUACAUGAAUUAAAUACUUGUCCAAA
Molecule: messenger RNA, 2825 nt
Organism: Malus domestica (apple)
Lineage: Eukaryota; Viridiplantae; Streptophyta; Magnoliopsida; Rosales; Rosaceae
Source: RefSeq, a predicted model, not a curated record